Archocentrus centrarchus (flier cichlid) is the source of this 2171-nucleotide messenger RNA. Its product is annotated as leucine-rich repeat-containing protein 15-like. Bases 153 to 1490 code for a protein of 445 amino acids. The transcript is spliced from 2 exons. Gene Ontology annotation, cellular component: extracellular matrix. The record is from RefSeq and is a predicted model, not a curated record. NCBI's taxonomy places the organism in Eukaryota, Metazoa, Chordata, Actinopteri, Cichliformes, Cichlidae. Gene Ontology annotation, molecular function: protein binding.
GCAGAAGUGUGCUAUGCCAUAUGAUGUGAUGCAACACACUCACUGCCUGCUGGUCGGUGUUGAUAUAGGUAAUUAUUACUGAAGCUCUACUUCUUUGUGUCUUGUUUUUGCUGUGGCUUCAUCCUGGGACAAGAAAUAAUCUGAGAACAAGAAUGUCAAGAGGAGAAAUCACUGUGCUUUUGCUGUUUUUAUUGCUUGAGUUUUCACUGGUUCAAACCCAACCAUGUAAAAGUGAGCUAGACUGCCCCAAAGAGAACCAGGCAGUUUUUAGCGCAACUACAGAAAUCCCACGCUCUUUGAGACCUGUGGUGACAGAAGUCUUUUUUUUGAAUAGCCUCAUUACAACAAUCCCAAAAGGAGCCUUUGCAGAAAACCCACAGCUUGAAAAGGUGGAGUUCAUAAACAGUAACAUAUCAUCCAUUGAGCUGGGAGCUUUUGAGGGAUUGACCAACCUUAAAAAUGUUGAGAUCUCCAGCAGCAAAUUAACAUCACUCCCAGUUGGAGUCUUUAAUGACCUCAGCAACAUGGAGUAUCUUGUACUUAAGUCUAACAAGCUCCAAAGACUUGAGAAAGGUUUGUUUGAAGGUCUUAACAAUUUAAAACAGCUCCUGUUACAUGGCAAUGAGAUUCAGUCCAUUGAAGAUGAGGCAUUUGAUGGUCUUGGCAACCUUCUGCUGCUCCAUUUAGGUAAAAACAACCUCACUGCUGUAUCAACUCACUGGUUCUCAAACCUGAAUAAACUGGAGAUAUUUCGACUUUACGAGAAUCAGCUGACCACCAUUCCUGAAGACAUAUUUCAGAAUUUACCAAACCUAAUGGAAAUUGGCUUGUAUGGAAACCAAAUAGAAGAAUUACCACCCAAUCUGUUUCCUCAUAAAGAUAAACUGAAUAAACUGUUUUUGGAAAAUAAUCUUCUAACUACUUUACCUGAGGGAUAUUUUGUUGGCUUAUCUCAGCUUAAAAUGCUGACCUUGAAGGGUAACAGGCUGAGAAGUCUGCCACCAGUACUCUUUGGAGAAAUGCCUAAAUUAACUGAACUAAGCUUCCAGCAAAACAAUCUCUCCAGUCUCCCUAAAGGAAUAUUCAGCACUCUGAAGAAAGUCAGGAAGCUGGACCUGUCAAAGAAUAAAUUUGUCACCGUGUUCGCUGAAUACUUUGAAGGCCCAGAAAAGCUCACAGAACUGAAUCUACAGAACAACAUGUUACAGUCGCUGGAUGAGGACGUGUUUGAAAAGUUACAAUCACUAACCACUCUCAAGCUUGCUCACAACAACCUCCAGAUGCUUCCUGGAGAUAUUUUUAAACCAUUAGGAAAACUCAGGAGGUUUGACCUCAGUAACAAUCCUUGGCUCUGUGACUAUAAUCUGGUAGAUUUUCACAGCUGGAUGAGAACAAAUGCUGAAAAGCUCACAUCUCCUGUGGUCUGUGACUAUCCUGAACAUCUAAAAGGGACAGAAAUGAACUCAUUAACAGAGGAUCAACUUAUUUGAAAAACCCUUCCCUCAACAACCACCACAACAACUACAACUGCACCUACAACUACACCCACAACCACCAUGCUAACUGCCAUUAUCAUCUCCUGUCAUCUGUGACUGCCAGAAUCAGAAUACUCCACAACCACCAUCCCUAACCACUCCAACAACUGCACCCAAGAUUGCGCAAUCAAGAACCACCCCAAUAAUUACACCUCCUCCAACCACUUCAGUGAUGUUUGCAUUUUUAUGUUCAUGCAUUUUUUCUCAAUUUUUUUGAGUAUUUAGUUUUUAGUUCCAGUUACUGUUUGUAUGAAAGUUUAUUUGGCCCUUGAGUGUCUCUGUUUGAUUAUUGUGUGUUUAGUGUUUUUGAGUCUGUCCUGAUUUCAGCAUCUUCCUGUUCCAGAUAUUAUUUCUCACAUCCUGUGUUAUUUGGUAGUCAUUUGUCUCUUGUAUUCACUUUGACUUCUUGCGUUUCAUUAUCUUGAUUACAAUCAGCUGUGUCUCAACACCAUCCUGUUUCCACUUCCCUCGUCCGCUUGUGUAUUUGUAGCCUCCCUGUGCCCUCCUUUGUAUCAAACUGUGUAUCGUAUGUGGUUUCCUUAGUUUAUUCCUAGAAUUCCUAGUGUUCAGUGUUUUCUUUGGAUUUUGAAGUUUGCUAAUCAGCUUCAAUAAAGGCUCAUCUUUUGUUCUGUUUUA